Messenger RNA from Guillardia theta CCMP2712, 1113 nucleotides. RefSeq lists its product as hypothetical. Gene Ontology annotation, cellular component: endoplasmic reticulum. Gene Ontology annotation, molecular function: dol-P-Man:Man(5)GlcNAc(2)-PP-Dol alpha-1,3-mannosyltransferase activity. Bases 1 to 1113 code for a protein of 370 amino acids. Lineage: Eukaryota; Cryptophyceae; Pyrenomonadales; Geminigeraceae. The record is from RefSeq and is a predicted model, not a curated record. The transcript has 16 exons.
AUGCAGGAAGUUCAGGGGGUCAUAAAGGGACAGUACGACUACGCCAAGCUUCGUGGAGGUACAGGCCCCCUGGUGUACCCUGCAGGAUUCGUCUGGAUCUUCUCAAUCUUCUGGUACAUCUGCGAUAGAGGAGCGAACAUCGCAAAGGCGCAGUGGAUCUUCUACGGCAUCUACCUCCUCACCCUGGCCAUCGUCAUGAAGAUCUAUGUUCGAGCGAAGCUUGCUCCUGGAUGGAGCCUUGUCCUGCUCUGCAUAUCCAAGAGGAUUCAUGCCAUCUACAUGCUGAGAAUGUUCAACGACGGAGUUGCCAUGCUCUUCUUGUUCGCUGCUGUGCACUUCUUCUGCUCCAGUCUCGCGGUCUCGGUGAAGAUGAACAUCCUGCUGUUUGCUCCUCCUCUCUUGUACCUCCUGCUCUGCGCGCAUGGGGUCUAUGGUGCGAUCAGGCACAUUGGGAUAUGCGCUUUAGUUCAGGCUCGUCCUAGUCUUUUUGAGGCCAUGACUUCCUCUGACUGUCGAACACAGUAUCCCACCUCCUACAUCUCCGGCUCGUUCAACUUCUCGCGCGUGUUCCUCCACAGAUGGACUGUCAAUUUCAAAUUCGUCCCUGAGGAAAUCUUCGUCUCAAAAUCCUUUGCCGUUUUCCUCCUCUUCUGCCAUCUGUCGACUCUUGCUGUCUUCUACUUCAAGCACCUCAGUCGAGCUGCCAAGGAGCGGGUGAGGCUCCACUCGGGCACGGACGAUUUCCCAGCUUCUUUCAUCUCGAUCGUCCUCUUCACCGGGAACUUCAUCGGGAUCGUGUUUGCGCGGAGCCUGCACUUCCAGUUCUACACCUGGUACUUCCACACCAUCCCCGCGCUGCUGUGGAAGACGCAGCUGGACACGGGAGUCAAGUUGGGGCUGUACGCGCUAGUCGAGCUGUCCUUCAACAUCACAGAGAGGAAGGGAUGCUUUCAAAUCCCUGUGGGGCCUGAGUGUGGGUCCUCGACGCCUACAGGAGCGAUGAUUUUGAGCGCCGUUCACCUCGUGCUCCUGCUCGCGCUGUACUUCACGCCACCAUGGAAGGCGCUGCGGCCGAGGGGGAACAAGGAGGAUGAGAAGGAGAAGAAGAAGUGA